Hermetia illucens (black soldier fly) is the source of this 2836-nucleotide messenger RNA. RefSeq names its product transmembrane protein 62-like. The transcript has 7 exons. Lineage: Eukaryota; Metazoa; Arthropoda; Insecta; Diptera; Stratiomyidae. Bases 199 to 2190 code for a protein of 663 amino acids. Gene Ontology annotation, molecular function: hydrolase activity. The record is from RefSeq and is a predicted model, not a curated record.
GAAAUUGAUUGGAGUAAAAUGUUGCUUUAGGUUGCGGCGUUCUCGGGUUGUUACUUUUUUACUCUUGGUGUCGGGUUGUUUCCUCUGAAUUAUAGAACAUAAGAAAAAUAUGUUGCAAGUCCGGAAGAUUUCUCGGCUUUAAUGUUAUAUUGUUGUGGUUUAAUUAGUUCUAUCUCGACGAACUAAGCGUUGUUUAAAAUGCGAUACAAAAUUAAUGCCGGACUUUUUGUUCUAUUUGUGUUAUUCAUUUCGGUGUGUAUAUCAAAUUUGGCGAAUUUCUUAGGCACUGAUCGACAAAUCGCCCAACGGUUGCAGGAAACAUCUGAGAAUAAUCUGGAAUGGAAGGAUCGAAGGAAGAAGCUGGAGAUCGGAAACGGAACUGAUCAUCUUAUGUGGUUUGUACAGAUUUCUGACAUUCACAUAAGCAUAUGGCGUGAUAAAAAACGACAAAGUGAUUUACGAGACUUUACGGGGGAAACUUUAGACGUAAUUAAACCGCCAGUUGUUGUGGCUUCUGGAGAUUUGACUGAUGCGUGGUCGACGAAUUAUUUGGGCUCGCAGCAAUUUAAACGGGAAUGGGAAAUUUACAAAUCGAUAUUGGAAGAAAAUCAGGUUGGCAAGAAAACCAUAUGGAUGGAUAUUCGAGGAAAUCAUGACACUUUUAACGUACCGAGUUUGGACUCUGAUCUGAAUUUUUUUACAAAGUAUUCUAUUCAAGGAGAUAAACACAAAAGAUCUUACAUGAAACAGAUCACAGUUGGGAAAGACAAAUAUUCCUUUAUCGCAAUUGAUGCAUGUCAAAACCCAGGAACAAAACGGGCGUUUAACUUUGUUGGGAUCUUAGAUGUAAAUCAGACAAAUGCCAUAAUAGAUUUGGCUGAAGCUUCCCGAAAAUCAGGGGCUGAUUAUAUAGUAUGGUUUGGACACUAUCCAACAUCUUCAAUCUUAUCUCCGGGCACUGGGAAUCGUGGUAUUCGGGGUGUUUUAGGUCACUACGAUGAAGGUUACGUUUAUUUGUCAGGGCACUUACACACACUUGGUGGUUUGGCUAAGAACAUGUAUGCUCUCCAGGACACAAAUUUCUUCGAACUGGAGUUAGCGGACUGGAAAGACAACAGAAUGUUUCGAGUGGCAGCUUUCGACCAUGGUCUUUUUUCAUUUAUUGAUAUUAAGCAUAAAGACUGGCCUAUAAUUCUAGUGACGAAUCCCAAAGACUCAAUGUUAAAUAUAGAGAAAAAAGAAGAUCCAUCGCUUCAAGUUAAAUCGACGCAUAUCCGAAUACUUUUAUUUGAUCCUGAAGAAAUAAUCAGUUGUAAGGUGCAGAUUGAUGAUGAGCAAUUUAAAGAUUGCCACAAUAUCACGAAAAAUUUGUAUGUGAGGGAAUGGCAGCCGGAUCGCUAUAAAAAAGGACAACAUCGCAUCAAUGUGGUCGUGACCACAGCUGAUGGCAGACGCAAAUCGAUCUCCCAACAGUUUGCGUUGGACAACACGAAUCGAGGAUUUCCGACAAUUGCGAAGAUGAUACUGAAAACCAACCUAACUCAUAUUUUUCAAGCGAUGUUUGGGUUUGCAUUGGCCGCAUGUAUCCUUCCGAUUUGCAUACUCCGAACUUGGCAUGAGCUGGCUUAUGCUAGAAAAGUUAAGAAACCUAAUUUGCAUAGAUCUUACUUCAGAAGAAUGAUACGGAAGUUAUGGAUUUUAUCUACUGUGGAUCGUAUACUAUAUCCCUAUUUAUUUUCUAUUCUAUAUGUGCUGAUUGGGCCAUGGUCAAUUGGUCACAUUAUUGAUGGGCACAUGGGUAUAAUUUUUUCGUGGGGAAUGUUCGUUAAAGGCCAUUUUCUGCCAGGGACCUUAAGCUAUCUCUAUGGUUAUUUUCAAUUGAUGUUUUGUAGCUUCCCGUUAGUAUUUAUAUAUGCGCAGGUGGUGUGGGACCGCUAUAAUAUAUUGCUGGUGCCUGAAAAGCAACGGCCGAAAACAAUUUGGUCAAGAACUUUUGAAUAUUUACCAUUCUGUACAGUUCUUCUGACAGAGAUUGUUUUGGCUGGAUUCUUUUGGUCUAUUUACGGACCAUUGUCAGCUUUUCUAGGGCCAUUACGAACGUGGUCUAUGGUCUUGCAUUGUGCAUUAUUUUAUUGGGCCAAAACCCUCCCGAAAUAUACAUUGAAAUCCGCAAUGACAGUGUUAGAGUGAUAACUGGUGGAGUGUUCCGGAGAAGAAUGUGAGGUCUAAACAGCGAAUAUCGUGCGAUUUUCAUGUAAUUAUUUAAUACUACCGGCAGUUUGAAAAACGUAAAGUUCAUUGAAAAAAAUUAAAAAGAAAAGUGCUUUGGUUUGCCAACCAAAAAUAAGGGAUUUUCAUUCCAAAUUUUUGAUUAUAUUCUAGGUGUAAGAGACGUUUUUUUUUUAUGUUGAAAAGCUCCAAACUCUAAUCCUUAUUGCUGAUUUAACAUUGAUUUUCCUAUAAUUAAUUUCUAAAUAUUUAAUUGACUUUUGAUAUUCUUUAUCAAUAAAUUUUAACUAAUGUUUUCUUACGAUUUUACAUAUAUCCACGUUUGAGACAGUCAAUAUUAUGAAAAGUUUAUCAUUUAACAUUUUGAUAACACAUGAUGAGGGGCAGUUGGUUGCAGAUAUACGUUAAUUGGUAUUGGCCGCAUGAAAAUGUGAACAAUCCUACUAUCCUCUGUGGAUUUUCCCUAUUCUAACAAGAAUAGUACUGGAUUGAUAUUCAAUUCAAUAAUGACAAUCUGUGAUGAUAAAUCAAGCCACUCUGCAACUUUGCUUCGUAUUUGUCUGAUGUAAUAUUUGAUUAAAAUGAUUAUGAUUGUUUUGGUUUCUAA